AGAUCUCACGACGGCACCCGUUCGAGCGGUCGAGCGGUUCGAGCGAUUUAGUUGCAAAAUUACACACUCGGCGAAAUGUUGCCUUUGUUGGUCCGAGCAAAUUAAAAAAUUAUAAAAAAUAUUAUUCUGAACAGUAAACUAUUAUUAACAAAGCAAUCUAUCGCAGGCAUCGAGCAACAAUAAUUAAAAAAUUUUUUUGUGUGUCUUUGCAGAGUUGGAAUGAUAUUUUCUUAAAACAGUGCAGUGAAGUGAGUGUUAAAAAUUAAUAAAUUAGUUAAUAAUAAUAAAUUAAUAACGAUCAAGAGAAUUAUAAAUAAAUUUAAUAUAAAAAGUUGAUCAAACUUAAAAAGCUGAAAAGUGUUCAAACAUUUCAUUAUCAUUUUAAAGGAUACCUCGAAAAAAUAUAAAUUUUAAGCCACACUAACCUAACAAUACUCCCAAUAUAUAUAAGCUUCUACAAUUAACUUCAUUAAAACAUCAAAUAAAAUGGCGAAAAUGUAGCAAACAUGGCACAUGUCCUGCGACCAAGCAAAAACAUUCUUCAUAAAAAUCGUGAUUAGGACGUGUUGUACCCAAACGCGCUAAUGCAGACGAUAUGGGCACAACAUGGCCUCAUCACAGAUACUACAAUUCGAUAACACAGCAACUACAUCAACAAUUACAACAAAGGCAACUAUCACACAAUCAACUAUCGAACAAAUUAACGGAUUCAAAUCCGGAACUUUCGAAAUACUAUCGAAAUCUCAACAGCAACAACAGCAACAACAACAAAUCCUAUAUUUGCUUGAAAAGCAAAGCAAAGAAUUGCUUGACAUCGGCCGGAAGCAAUUUGCUGAAAAAAAAUCGUCAUUGCCAUCAAAGCCCAGCAGCAAGAAUAACAUUUCUGCCCAAACUGAAAAACUGGAAAACAAACAGCCACAUUCUUCAAGCAUCAUUACAACUGCCCCGAUUGCAUGUGACCCUGAGGAGCAAAAGGAAACAGAAAAGACACAGCACAGAACAAAACAUCAUCAGAUUACACAAUUACAACAACACCAACAACUACAACAACAACUACAAAUACAGGAAGAAGAACGGGAAAAGCACCCACAAUUUCAAAAGGAAAGAAAACCAAGGAAUAAUAAUAUAUGCGAGGUUUUCACCGUUGAAACCGUUGAAGCAACAUGGAAAACUGUGUCAAAUUCUACACCUACGAAAUCGACACAGGAACACAAAUAUUUGCAACAAAAUCAAGCAGAAUGGAUGCAACUACCAACACAAAGCACAGAUGAUGCACAGGCAUCCGUGUGGCACCUCGGAAAAAACGGAUAUCAGAAAGGUACGCAUUACGGAAAGCAUGCAACACAAAUACAACAGCAACGAGGAAAAGAAAACAACCCAAAAAGGAUGCAAGCACAGGAUAACACAACAAGUGAUUAUGCACUCAACAUCAUCAACAAUAACAACAACAACAACAAUAACAAUGACAAACAUAUUGCAAACACAAAUGAAACAAUGUUGGAUUCCUAUACAAAGCAAGCAACAGCAGCUAAGAGCAACAGCUGCAGCACUGAUUUUAAUAAACUACAAAAAAAUGGUGCUCACAAAGAAAGAGAAAACGCAACUGUCAACAACAAAACAAUUAAUAAUACUGUUUACGCAACCGCCUCAAGCCAUUGGCCGGUCUGCUAUUGUUGCCAAACUACUGCUAAAGACAGCAACAAAUUUACUACAGGGAUACACGUAUCGCAUAAGCAACAAACUGCAACACAAGUCUCCUUAUACAAAAGCUGCCAAAAUUUUGCAACAUGUUGCCGAGCAACUGUGCAUGCAAGCGAGCAACAUGCAAUUAAUAAACAAUCACUUAAUGCUUCCAGAAAUCGCAAAACCAAUGCAAACUGUAAUGCCAGAACAGCAGCCGCAAAUGUUGCUAAGCAAUCAGCAACAUCAAGCAACACAAAACCAAAUACAACUUUUAUAUCGAAACAACGAACAUUUUUUACAGCAACUAAUGACUGCAACAAUUGCCAAAAACGCGAAGAAUCUAUUGACAACGGAAGAAAAACUGACGAGGAUAGCAAUCGCACGAGACCUUUGUCUACACUACAAUUGGUUACUGAGAAAACUUUCAAUAUAUUUUCGGAUUUGCAAAAAUUUGGACGCGCUCUUUUCUCACUUCUUAUCAUCUUUAAUAUGCUGCCUCUAUUUUAUGCAGGUACGCAUAUAUUAAGCACAAAUCAAUGCGAUCAAACUUUCGUUUCACGUAUUGGUGGCCCCCAAAAUGGCACAUUUUCUGCUCCGCUCUUGCACAAUCACAAAAAUCAUUCACGUCAAUGUCUCUAUACUUUCCUAGCAGGACCUGGCCAACGAGUUGAAGUAAUAUUUACCUCAUUCAAUUUACGAGGGAGUCCACCUGACGGCUCGGCUGUUGGUGAAUUACCAAAUUGUGUUCAUGAAUACAUGGAUAUAUAUUCCGAAGUGCAGUCGUCUGAUCCAGCUGAGUUAAUAAACUCACCAUUUGGUGGGCGUUAUUGUGGCACAAUACCGCCACGGCGUCGUAUUUCCAUGUAUCGCGCAAUUGCCAUCUCUUUUUUUACUAACAAAAACAUAACAAUGCCUGAUUUAUUCGAAGGAACCUAUAGAUUUAUAAAUGCAUCGGAAUAUGAAAUUGGUAUACCAAUUGCGGGUUCACCAUGUUCCUACACCAUCACGCCUAGCAUGAGUAUUAACAAAUCUGGUGCUUUAAUAUCGCCAACCUAUCCAGGUGCUUAUCCAAAGGAUAUGUCAUGCACAUAUCAAUUUCUUGGCGAAACAAAUCAAAGAGUUAGACUAGAAUUUCGCGAUUUUGAUCUAUUUUUUGGUGGACCACACUGCCCAUUUGACUAUGUCAAGGUGUAUGACGGUCCUGACAAUUCGUCAGCAUUAAUCGGUACAUAUUGCGGACAGCAAAGAAAUUUAGUUUUAUACUCAAGCGAAUCGAGCCUUUUUGUUCAUUUUUAUACGUUACCAAGAACCGCAAAUACGCAAAAUCGUGGCUUUAAGGGAAUUUAUGAAUUUAGCGAAAGUUUUGUUAAAUUAGAUUUUAUACGUGAAAACGAUGGCAUUCACAUACGUGGCUCAGAAUGUGACCAAAAGAUAUUAUCGAAAAAGGAAUCAACUGGUUUUGUGCUUUCACCAAAUUAUCCUUAUCCGUAUAUACAAAAAACAGUAUGCAGAUAUUUCAUAUAUGGCAUGCAAGAUGCUCAACACUUGGAACGCGUGCGUUUAGAGUUUAUGGCAUUCAAUAUACCAAAGGUGGAGCACAAGGAUAAGAGCGAGUCCAACUGUAGUGAUGGUUACUUAAAGAUAUAUCUAAAAGGUCAGGAAACUGCUGAUGCAUAUGAUAAAUUCGACUACGAACUCUGUGGUAAUGAAACACAGCGUGUUGUUAGCGAUGGACCACGUUUGGCAAUGGUUUUCAGUUCAGGCGAGCUGCAAGGACGUGGUUUCAAAGGAAAGUAUACCUUCGAAACGGAGUAUAAAAUACCAGGUACUGCUGCUCCAGAUGGCACAUGCAGUUUCACAUAUGUGAGCAGUUCUAAGAAACGCGGUGAAUUAAACAGUCCACGUUAUCCAUCCAAUUAUCCUUCAGAGACAAACUGUUCGUAUUUGUUCUUAGCAGAACCCAAUGAACAAGUAACAAUUGUCUUCGAUCAUUUUAAAGUAAAAGCAGAUGGAAAUGCAAAUGCAACAGUCGGCGCCUACGGCUCUGGUGCAUGCUUUGAAGACUGGCUGGAAAUGUAUGUUGUCUAUCGUGACAAUAACGAUCGUUUUCUUGGUCGCUAUUGUGGUUUCACAGCACCCGGCCCCGUUGAGAGCCCAAGGGGUGCGGUUGGUCUGCGCAUCACUCUUCAUACAGACCAGGAAAAUGUUGCCAGUGGCUUUAAAGCGCGUUAUUUCUUCGAAGCAGCCAAAUCUGAUGUUGGCGAUUGCGGUGGCAAUUUCUCGAAUGAAGACUCUGGCAUUAUACUGUCGCCCAAUUAUCCGGGCUAUAAAGCACCAAGCAAAGGUAUGGCAUCAAUGGCUUGCAAUUGGGUAAUGACAGCACGUCCCGGUUAUAAGCUAUCUAUAAAUUUUGAAAUUUUCUCACUAGAAGGCGACCCAGCAAAUCGCGGUUGCCCAGCAGCUGUUUUACGUUUAUGGGUAAAUGUCGAUUCAGAUCAACCACCAUUGGAAUUGUGUGGUGAAAAACCACCAGCGGAACCAUGGCACUACAUAUCCACAGGACAAACUGCACGUAUAAGUUUCACAACCAGCGAUAAAACCGUUGGUGCACCGGGCUUCCGUAUUGUAUGGACUGAAAUCCAAGAUUCUGGUCCAGGACCUCCAUCUAUUGGAUUACUUUGCGAAUCAACAUUCCACUUUCAAUGUGAAGUUGGAUACUGUAUUUCAGAUAAAUUACGUUGCGAUGGCAUUAAAAAUUGUGGUCCUGGUGAUGAUUCGGACGAAAUGCACUGUGAGUCGUGAGUGAGUCGAACGGUUCAGUUCAUUUUCUUUUGUUAAAGUUUUUU
This is a messenger RNA of Teleopsis dalmanni, 4529 nucleotides long. RefSeq names its product cubilin-like. The transcript is spliced from 16 exons. Gene Ontology annotation, cellular component: plasma membrane. The record is from RefSeq and is a predicted model, not a curated record. NCBI's taxonomy places the organism in Eukaryota, Metazoa, Arthropoda, Insecta, Diptera, Diopsidae. Gene Ontology annotation, molecular function: protein binding. Bases 607 to 4485 code for a protein of 1292 amino acids.